Messenger RNA from Ostrinia nubilalis (European corn borer), 7882 nucleotides. RefSeq lists its product as uncharacterized. Gene Ontology annotation, molecular function: zinc ion binding; protein binding. The transcript is spliced from 29 exons. Lineage: Eukaryota; Metazoa; Arthropoda; Insecta; Lepidoptera; Crambidae. Gene Ontology annotation, biological process: axon guidance. The coding region runs from base 126 to 5792 and encodes 1888 amino acids. Gene Ontology annotation, cellular component: neuron projection. The record is from RefSeq and is a predicted model, not a curated record.
AAAAACAUGCCUUGCGAGCAGUGUGAUACAAUUUAUUUAUUUUGUAAAAAACAAUAAAAUAAAUUAAACAGUUAGUUUCACCACGUUUAACAUACAAUGGGUUCGGUAUAAUACGAUUGUCCAAAAUGGAAGAAGAACUUCGAUGUUUUGUUUGUAAGGAAUUCUACAAGGAACCAGUGCUGCUGCCCUGUGGUCAUGCUUUAUGUCGUAUUUGUGCGGUGAGCCUCCAGUGCCAUGUCCAUGAGGCUGAUAAUUCGGCAGCGUCAACAGAUUACCAUGAGGCAGACAAGGCCUCUGUGUCCAGUGAAACUGACAGCGGUGUGGUAUGUGGAUCAAGGCCUAACAGUUACGCGGGAACCCCGGCCGCGCCUGUGUAUCCGUCCGCUGCGUUUAGCUUGACUUGUCCCCUGUGCAGCAAGUUGGUUUAUUUAGAUGACAAUGGGGCUGAGGGGCUCCCCCCGUUUCGCGUUAUGCGGACGAUCGUGGAGCGGUUUGGGGGUGUUACUGGUGCGCCACCAGCUGAAGAAGCGUGUCAGAUGUGUGAAGGUGAAAAGAGAGCAGCUGUGGUACGAUGCGAGCAGUGCUCUGUUCGCUACUGCGCCGGCUGCCGAGACGCUUGGCAUCCCACGCGAGGGCCACUCGCUCAACACGAACUAAGAGCACUUGGAACCACCUGUAGUGACCAUGGAUCUUCCCCAGUAUUGUAUUGUAACACUUGCCUAGUCCCUAUUUGUCAACGUUGCCUUGCUGAGAGACACUCAACUCAUGAAACACAACAAUUAUCUAGUGCUGCUAGAGCCAAUAAGACUGAAUUAUCACAAUCACUGCAGCAACUGUCAGAGCAAGCCAAAGCUAUGACUGAAUACAUCCAGCUAGUCAAAAGUUCAGGAGAAAAAAUUAAUGAAUCAUGUGAAGAAUUAGAAAGGCAAAUAGAUAGUGCUUGUGCAGAAGUGACUCGUGCCAUAGAGCUACGUCGCGAUGAGCUGAUUAGAGCUGCACGGAACACCCGUUCCCAAGCUGUGGCUAACAUGCGCUCGUUGACUUCUCAGGCAGCACAGAAGCUCAGGGAAGCGACUGCCCUGUUACACUUCUCAAUAGAGGCUCUCAAGGAAGCUGAUCAUGCAGCAUUCUUACAGGUAGGGAACAUACUGUCGACGCGAGCGCAAGAGACCGCUUCGGGGCUCUGCUCGAGUCUCAGCGCGCCGCCGGAUCCGCCAGCGCUGACGCUUGACAUAGAGCCCGUACUGCGCACUGUGCGGACUAUGAACUUCAUCGAGUGCAUACCGCCGGGCGCGCCCGAGAUGGCGGUGGAGGCGUGCGCGGCGCGCGGCUGCUCGUGCACGCUGGCGUGGCGCGCGCCCGCCGCGCCGGCCGCCGUGCGUGGCUACGUGCUGGAGCUGGACGACGGGCUGGGCGGGCCCUUCCGGCGUGUGUGGCGCGCGCCCGCCGCGCCGGCCGCCGUGCGAGGCUACGUGCUCGAGCUGGACGACGGGCUGGGCGGGCCCUUCCGGCGUGUGUGGCGCGCGCCCGCCGCGCCGGCCGCCGUGCGAGGCUACGUGCUCGAGCUGGACGACGGGCUGGGCGGGCCCUUCCGGUGUAUAGAUGGCGGUGGAGGCGUGCGCGGCUACGUGCUGGAGCUGGACGACGGGCUGGGCGGGCCCUUCCGGUGUAUAGAUGGCGGUGGAGGCGUGCGCGGCUACGUGCUGGAGCUGGACGACGGGCUGGGCGGGCCCUUCCGGCGUGUGUGGCGCGCGCCCGCCGCGCCGGCCGCCGUGCGAGGCUACGUGCUCGAGCUGGACGACGGGCUGGGCGGGCCCUUCCGGAGAUGGGGGCUAGUGUAUAGAUGGCGGUGGAAACGUGUGUGGCGCGCGCCCGCCGCGCCGGCCGCCGUGCGAGGCUACGUGCUCGAGCUGGACGACGGGCUGGGCGGGCCCUUCCGGGAGGUGUACUGCGGACGCGAGACGGUGUGCACGAUAGAUGGGCUACACUACGCGUCCCUCUAUAGUGCGCGCGUGAAAGCAUUCAACGGUGCCGGCGAGGGACCCUAUAGCGAAUUGAUUGGCCUGCAGACUUCGCCUGUCGCCUGGUUCACCUGGGACGCCCGAUGCGGGGGUGCGGAGGGCGGGGGCGGGGUCACUCUCAGCGCAGACGGCCUCAGCGCCAAAGCGGCCGGCUGGGAGCCUCGCGUGGCCUUAGCGGACCAGCCGCUAGCCCGCGGCCUGCACUACUGGAGGUUGAGAUUGGACCACUACGACGGAGACGCGGACCCGGCCUUUGGGAUCGCGAGGGCUGACGUUGCUAAGGAUAAAAUGCUUGCGGCCGGCUGGGAGCCUCGCGUGGCCUUAGCGGACCAGCCGCUAGCCCGCGGCCUGCACUACUGGAGGUUGAGAUUGGACCACUACGACGGAGACGCGGACCCGGCCUUUGGGAUCGCGAGGGCUGACGUUGCUAAGGAUAAAAUGCUUGCGGCCGGCUGGGAGCCUCGCGUGGCCUUAGCGGACCAGCCGCUAGCCCGCGGCCUGCACUACUGGAGGUUGAGAUUGGACCACUACGACGGAGACGCGGACCCGGCCUUUGGGAUCGCGAGGGCUGACGUUGCUAAGGAUAAAAUGCUUGCGGCCGGCUGGGAGCCUCGCGUGGCCUUAGCGGACCAGCCGCUAGCCCGCGGCCUGCACUACUGGAGGUUGAGAUUGGACCACUACGACGGAGACGCGGACCCGGCCUUUGGGAUCGCGAGGGCUGACGUUGCUAAGGAUAAAAUGCUUGCGGCCGGCUGGGAGCCUCGCGUGGCCUUAGCGGACCAGCCGCUAGCCCGCGGCCUGCACUACUGGAGGUUGAGAUUGGACCACUACGACGGAGACGCGGACCCGGCCUUUGGGAUCGCGAGGGCUGACGUUGCUAAGGAUAAAAUGCUUGCGGCCGGCUGGGAGCCUCGCGUGGCCUUAGCGGACCAGCCGCUAGCCCGCGGCCUGCACUACUGGAGGUUGAGAUUGGACCACUACGACGGAGACGCGGACCCGGCCUUUGGGAUCGCGAGGGCUGACGUUGCUAAGGAUAAAAUGCUUGCGGCCGGCUGGGAGCCUCGCGUGGCCUUAGCGGACCAGCCGCUAGCCCGCGGCCUGCACUACUGGAGGUUGAGAUUGGACCACUACGACGGAGACGCGGACCCGGCCUUUGGGAUCGCGAGGGCUGACGUUGCUAAGGAUAAAAUGCUUGCGGCCGGCUGGGAGCCUCGCGUGGCCUUAGCGGACCAGCCGCUAGCCCGCGGCCUGCACUACUGGAGGUUGAGAUUGGACCACUACGACGGAGACGCGGACCCGGCCUUUGGGAUCGCGAGGGCUGACGUUGCUAAGGAUAAAAUGCUUGCGGCCGGCUGGGAGCCUCGCGUGGCCUUAGCGGACCAGCCGCUAGCCCGCGGCCUGCACUACUGGAGGUUGAGAUUGGACCACUACGACGGAGACGCGGACCCGGCCUUUGGGAUCGCGAGGGCUGACGUUGCUAAGGAUAAAAUGCUUGAGGCUGGUUGGGAGCCUCGCGUGGCCUUAGCAGACCAGCCGCUAGCCCGCGGCCUGCACUACUGGAGGUUGAGAUUGGACCACUACGACGGAGACGCGGACUCGGCCUUUGGGAUCGCGAGGGCUGACGUUGCUAAGGAUAAAAUGCUUGCGGCCGGCUGGGAGCCUCGCGUGGCCUUAGCGGACCAGCCGCUAGCCCGCGGCCUGCACUACUGGAGGUUGAGAUUGGACCACUACGACGGAGACGCGGACCCGGCCUUUGGGAUUGCAAGAGCUGACGUUGCUAAGGAUAAAAUGCUGGCGGCCGGCUGGGAGCCUCGCGUGGCCUUAGCGGACCAGCCGCUAGCCCGCGGCCUGCACUACUGGAGGCUGAGAUUGGACCACUACGACGGAGACGCGGACCCGGCCUUUGGAAUCGCGAGGGCUGAUGUUGCUAAGGAUAAAAUGCUUGCGGCCGGCUGGGAGCCUCGCGUGGCCUUAGCGGACCAGCCGCUAGCCCGCGGCCUGCACUACUGGAGGCUGAGAUUGGACCACUACGACGGAGACGCGGACCCGGCCUUUGGGAUCGCGAGGGCUGACGUUGCUAAGGAUAAAAUGCUGGACGGCCUCACCGCCAAAGCGGCCGGCUGGGAGCCUCGCGUGGCCUUAGCGGACCAGCCGCUAGCCCGCGGCCUGCACUACUGGAGGUUGAGAUUGGACCACUACGACGGAGACGCGGACCCGGCCUUUGGGAUUGCAAGAGCUGACGUUGCUAAAGAUAAAAUGCUGGUUGUUUUAAUAAGGGGCGGGGUCACUUUAAGCCCAUACGGCCUCAGCGCCAAAGCGGCCGGCUGGGAGCCUCGCGUGGCCUUAGCGGACCAGCCGCUAGCCCGCGGCCUGCACUACUGGAGGUUGAGAUUGGACCACUACGACGGAGACGCGGACCCGGCCUUUGGGAUCGCGAGGGCUGACGUUGCUAAGGAUAAAAUGCUUGGCAGCGACGCGCUCGGCUGGGCGAUGUACAUCGACGGCACGCGCUCGUGGUUCGUGCACGGCGGCGCGCACGGCGGGCGCGCGGCGGGCGGCAUCGCGCGCGCCUCCACCGUCGGCGUGCUAUUGGACCUCACGCGCGGCACGCUGCGCUUCACCGUCGACGACCGGCCCCAGGUACACCCGCGCGCUGUGACGUCACGCGGCGUCGCGCGCGCCUCCACCGUCGGCGUGCUGCUGGACCUCACGCGCGGCACGCUGCGCUUCACCGUCGACGACCGGCCCCAGGUACACCCGCGCGCUGUGACGUCACGCGGCGUCGCGCGCGCCUCCACCGUCGGCGUGCUGCUGGACCUCACGCGCGGCACGCUGCGCUUCACCGUCGACGACCGGCCCCAGGUACACCCGCGCGCUGUGACGUCACGCGGCGUCGCGCGCGCCUCCACCGUCGGCGUGCUGCUGGACCUCACGCGCGGCACGCUGCGCUUCACCGUCGACGACCGGCCCCAGGUACACCCGCGCGCUGUGACGUCACGCGGCGUCGCGCGCGCCUCCACCGUCGGCGUGCUGCUGGACCUCACGCGCGGCACGCUGCGCUUCACCGUCGACGACCGGCCCCAGGUACACCCGCGCGCUGUGACGUCACGCGGCGUCGCGCGCGCCUCCACCGUCGGCGUGCUGCUGGACCUCACGCGCGGCACGCUGCGCUUCACCGUCGACGACCGGCCCCAGGUACACCCGCGCGCUGUGACGUCACGCGGCGUCGCGCGCGCCUCCACCGUCGGCGUGCUGCUGGACCUCACGCGCGGCACGCUGCGCUUCACCGUCGACGACCGGCCCCAGGUACACCCGCGCGCUGUGACGUCACGCGGCGUCGCGCGCGCCUCCACCGUCGGCGUGCUGCUGGACCUCACGCGCGGCACGCUGCGCUUCACCGUCGACGACCGGCCCCAGGUACACCCGCGCGCUGUGACGUCACGCGGCGUCGCGCGCGCCUCCACCGUCGGCGUGCUGCUGGACCUCACGCGCGGCACGCUGCGCUUCACCGUCGACGACCGGCCCCAGGUACACCCGCGCGCUGUGACGUCACGCGGCGUCGCGCGCGCCUCCACCGUCGGCGUGCUGCUGGACCUCACGCGCGGCACGCUGCGCUUCACCGUCGACGACCGGCCCCAGGGUGACAUCGCGUUCACGGGUCUCCGCGGCGCGUUCUACCCGGCUGUCUCUCUCAACCGGGGCGUGGCGGUAACGCUGCAGCCCGGCCUGACCCCGCCGCCCGCGCUAUUAGCGCUCCCGCGGGCCGAGUGACCAACACAGUCCUGCCCGGGACCCGGCGAGACCAGGCACCGGGGCAGGUCCACCGAGAGAGUCAGCCGAGAGGAUGGGGCUAAGUCGCUGAGAGACCGGGGCAGAUCUGCUGAUUGAGAAGUAAAAGUAAUUUAAGAUACACCUGUAUAGAUAUCUAGACUAAGAGCUAGUGAACGCGAGACCUACGUCAUUUUAUAAAAGCUGAAAGUUUGCCAGCGUGAGUUGUUUCCACAUCAGCCAGACAGUUUUGACAGUUCCAACUCCCUGCCAGACAGUUUUUUUUAGGAUGCCAAAGCCACGAUGACCCAAACUUCAUGAUUCACCAACAUUCUAUCCUAUAUUGGGAGCAUACGCUGACAAACUUUCAGCUUUUAUAAAAUGACGUAGGUUAGGCGUUCACCAGCUCUUAGUCUAAUCCCGAUCCAUCUGUUUCAACUCAAAAAACGCGCCUAUACAGCUUCAAAUAUGUACGAGCACGAUCGUACAUCCUGACUGCCCCCCACCGUACUAUCGGCCACAGUGUUAACUAUACAUUUCCGUUUUUGCUCUCGCUCUCACCAAAUGGUGAUUCUUUGCGAUAGAACGAGACGACAUGACCGGCAAUAUAUAGUUAACGUUGUUGGCAAUAGUGACAUUUUCACUGUAAAGAUAUAUUUAAUGCUGACAGUACAUGAUUUAUUGAGGCUUCUUACUGGUUUACCCGUGCACAGGUAACCUAAAUAUGCCACUGCCGCGGUUGAUAUCAUUAGUGAAACUUUGUUUAUUAUGUUUUCAUUCCAUAUUUUUCGAUGCACGCGCAUGUUAUUGAAGACAAUAUCCUGUUUACCGUAAUAUGUAUGAAAUAAAUAACUACAUAGUUACGCGCUGCACGCAGGACUUUUACAUUCUUGAUACAGGAAAUACUUUAUUUUUAUUAUAAUCAACAACACAGAUGUUGCAUUGUCAGUUGUGACUACACGUGUUUACGAAGACUCGCUACAGAGUUAAUUUAUUGAGAACCGAUUUCUUAAUGAUUUUCUAAACCUUAGAUGGAAAUAACGAACAUUGAUCUUCCAUAUCCCAAUAAAAUUAAUAUUACUAUUUAUUGGUUUAGACUAUAAUAAUACUAUAGUCCAAAACUAGCAAAACUAGACUACAUUACCUAUGAAAUAACCUUGUAUGUAGCCGCCCAGUAGAUGAUAAGUCAUAUGGUACUAAAAUCUUAAUAUAUUUUAUUGAUAAAAAGUAGGAUAGGCACGUAGUAUGUAAGUAAACAAGCUUUUGCGUGAACUUAAUUAUAUUUGGAUUUUUUUUAAGUUUCAUGAUUUGAAUCAAUAUGAUUGUGUUCAUUUAAUUUUUAUAUAAAUUUAAUAACUUGGCAUUAUUGUAAAAUUGUAUUGUGAUCUCUUUGCGGAUGAGCCUACUUGUACUUAAACAAACUGUCUUUUAACAUGACAUUUUAAUAAUUUAUAUUCUUUUAUGUAUAAAUUAUAAUCUUUAGCAUUAACUUUUUUAUAGAUGUAAUCACUGCCUUUAUUUUUGACACUGUUUUGGUGCAGAUAAAUCUUUUAUGGGUACCUGAGUUAACUUAUUAAAUUCCAUUACCCACCAAAUACAUAAACAUGAUAUAAUAUGGAUUGUUUAAACUUCUACAAAUGGUUGACACUGUAAACGCACAGGCGUGGCUGCUAUUUAAACGUACAUAUCUAAAUAUUUUUGUAUAUUAAUAUUGUGAUUUUAUUACUUUAGAUUAAGUGUAUUAAAAUGGGUUGCUAUUUUAGAUUUGCAAUUCCAAAAAAUAUCUUACUGCCAUAAUUUGCUCGAUAUACGGAAGAGUGGUGUAUAACGUCUUGUUACUUGUCCUGUUACUUAUCAUAUGAAAUAUUCAAAAAGCUAAGCACCUAUAUCUUCAGUUGAUAUGUGCUACGAAGACAAUAAUGACUCCGUGACGACAAUUAUUCAAACGUUUGUUAAAAUUAAAGUUACGCAACGAAUGUUAUGAGGAAACUGGCAUUUCUCCUCAUCAAACAUUUUUAUACAAUAGUUUGAUUACACUAAUGUACUUACAUUUAUGACUGAUUUGUUUAAAUUAAAAUUAUUUCGAUACGUAA